AUGACCUUGUCGGAUGCUCCAUUCGGUCAACCUCCUCUAUGGACACCCAGCAGUGAUCCAUGUCUCUUUCCCAGCAUAAUACCCUCCGGCGAUCUCUCUAGCGAGAAUGUAUCAGACAUCCACCACCAACCCCGUGAUGGCAUUCCCACGCCGCCUCCCUCGCAGCCUCAGUCGAAUCCGAGAACUCCUCAAGAACCCAGUCACGGCACCGAGCGUGUGGUCUCCUUGCUGCUCCUGCAACGCGGAGUCAAUGUGAACGUCCAGGACUCACGCGGUCAAACACCACUACACAUUGCCGCUCAGUGCGGGCACCUGGGCGUGGUGCGCUUGCUACUUACAACCGAACAAAUCGAUGUCAAUGCUCGCGACCACCAUGGGUCGACACCACUGCAUGUCGCAAGCGAAAAAGGGCAUGUUGAAGUGGUGCAGUUGCUAGUGGCUCACGGGGCGCGCUUAGAUGCCCGGUCGGGUCGCACCGGAUAA
Messenger RNA from Aspergillus caelatus, 483 nucleotides. Its product is annotated as ankyrin repeat domain-containing protein. The transcript has 2 exons. The coding region runs from base 1 to 483 and encodes 160 amino acids. The record is from RefSeq and is a predicted model, not a curated record. Gene Ontology annotation, molecular function: protein binding. NCBI's taxonomy places the organism in Eukaryota, Fungi, Ascomycota, Eurotiomycetes, Eurotiales, Aspergillaceae.